Sycon ciliatum is the source of this 1820-nucleotide messenger RNA. RefSeq lists its product as uncharacterized. The coding region runs from base 298 to 1053 and encodes 251 amino acids. Lineage: Eukaryota; Metazoa; Porifera; Calcarea; Leucosolenida; Sycettidae. The transcript has a single exon. Gene Ontology annotation, biological process: regulation of transcription by RNA polymerase II; DNA-templated transcription. Gene Ontology annotation, molecular function: RNA polymerase II cis-regulatory region sequence-specific DNA binding; DNA-binding transcription factor activity, RNA polymerase II-specific. The record is from RefSeq and is a predicted model, not a curated record.
ACUUGACCACGAGGAGAGGCGAGGUACUGAGUCUGUAUACUAGGUUCACAGAACUACUGUUUGGAACUGUUGCUUUUUUUACUUGGAAACAUCAAGAAACAGAACGAUCCUUGAUGCAGUGAAAGUGAUUUUAGGUAGUUGUUGUUUGUAGUUUGGUCGAAGCCCUUACUUAGUUUUGUAGAGUUGCUUUGCUGAGAUCGAGAACGGUCAGGUAUAAGCAUUUUCGCCUGACCAAUUCGCAGUACAAAAUAUUAAUUUGCCUUUUUAGCUGAAGCUGAAGCCAGGUUGAAGGUGGACAUGGAUUUCUCGGAUAGUUUCUUCCACGAUAAAUUCAGAGCAGAUGACUCUGUUAUUCCAGAGCGAAUUCGCCACGAUGAGCCAUCGGUUACGUCUGUCUCGGAUUUGGUUCCGAGUGGAGUCAGCUCCUCAUUUGACCAGAUGGACAGUUUCUUCCGUGAUUCGCUUAGAGCCGAUGCCACCAUCAGUUUUCCUGAACCGAUCCUGAAGGAAGAGCCGUCGGCAACAUCUGCUUCAGACUUAGUGCCGACUGGAAUCAGCUCUGCAUUUUUUGAUCAGAUUGAAUGGCCGGACAGUUUCCGCGAACUUGAAAAAGACGAUGCGGUUGUUAUAGACACAUCGGCUUUGAGCAGUCUGAGCAGCCUGCGUGCCUUGGCCGUGGAUACAGCACAAGCCACUGCUGAUGAAUCCACACCGAACACAGUCAGGAGUGCGCUGGAUGCUGCCAGUGAUUCUGCUGCCGCAGCUGGACUUCUAACCCGUAAAUCACAGUCAGACUUCAAGUCCGCCGAUGAUUUCAAGGCGUAUAAAAUGCGGCGCGAGAAGAACAAUGAGGCGUCUCGACGCAGCCGAACCAAAUUCCGCCAAAAGGCGCGCGAAAUGGAAGAGGAAGUACAUGGCUUGCGCGAGGAGAACACCAAUCUCAAGAAGCAGCUGAGCACGAUCACAGCCGCAUUUGAGGCACUGCGGCGGCAGCAGUCUGAGUUUACGGGCAUCCGUAGCAGCUCUGCGCAGUCAGGUGACACAUCAUUAUGAUGGUGGCGUGUUGCCAUGACGUUGCGAGACUUGUUUUUCUUUUCUGUUUGAAACUUUAAGGAUAACCUAGUAUCUAGAGAGCGCGUGCGCGCGUUGCUUCUCUGGCAUGCAACACUGCUCUUUUGCCGUGGCUCUUCUCCGGCACUGCUCCCUGGAGUGCUCUAUCUCUUUCCUUCUUUCUUCGGUCUCUCUCUCUCUUUCCUUCUUUCUUCGGUCUCUCUUUUCUGUCUAGAAAAAUCCGGCGUAUCUUUCUACUGCUUACUUUCUGACAGUUUGUCUCCACUUCCUCGUACUGCUCGGGGACUCUUUUUACGUUUCAACAUUCCGUUUUAUCUCAGGGACUUGCCAUGCUAUUGCCAUUGCAGCUAGUAAGUACCCUGGCCCAGCUUCUGCCAGUACUGCUGGUGUAUUUAUUAUCGCUCUUGUCUUGCUGUUUGCUAUUUGCUGUUUUCGCUUUCCUGCUCCAUGUUAGGUGCACGUAGCUGUACAUGCUGUCUCAUGUAUGCCGUGUGCAUUUUUGAGCUUUUUCUGCUCUCACCGCUGUUCUAGCUAGUUAGCAAUGAUUACAUGUUUUGCGUGUGUGUGUGUUGUGUAUUUCGACUAGUAUUUUUUACUUGAGCUGUAUCAGGCUGUAUUUGCCUUGCCUUGAAUUCAGAUAUUUGCGUUCGUGCAAAUCAUAUUUAGCCACUUAUCCAAUUUCUUUUUCUCUCCCUCUCGUUCCGCUUCGGCACGGGAACAUGCAAUGCCUUUUCAACUGAUCUACAGAA